UUGGCGUGCGUGAAUGACCACGUCUCCAAAUAGUUUUUGUAUUUUUGUUGGGUUUUUUUACGUUUUAGUGACAUUGUUUAAUUAAAAUUGGUUUCCCUCGAAGUCGGAGCUGCACAGACUUCCAUUGUGAGAGGUUUGGUACAAGGGAAGGACCUUGACUGCCUUGAGGCGAUGGCGUGGACGGCAUGCCUGCUGUAAACUUCGACCUGCAUGUUGAAUGUUGAGAAUUCCAGGCUGCAAAAUUUUUGACUCAAAGGGACAAUGGACACUUCACAUCCUCAUCGUUUACCACAGGACAGCUGUGUACCGUCCAGGAAGGGGUACCGUAGGUUAAAAAAAGAAAAGAGGAAAAAAUGUAACUCGGGUCACAAAACAGUUGAAGUUCGUGGCCACGGUGAGGCUGCAUCAAGUUCCAAUAAGUCAAGACAAACCAGUGAAGGUUUAGUUGAACUACUUGAACUUGAUCCAGAGUGCCAACAUCUUCUAAAUAUAUAUCGGCCCAUUGGCAAUUUACCACAGGAGGAGUCUGUUCGUAGGCCCUCACAUUCCAAGAGGAAGACUCAGGCUGCAACGCACAAUACGUUUGGGACAAACACAUUUCUUCCGGUUCAACCUCUUGCUCAUGAGGACCUGUGCUCUCGCAAAGACAGAAAAAAGAAGAAACGAAAAAGGCGUCUUUCUUUGGAAGAGGAGCAUAGUACUGCAGAUUUGGCGAUGGACGGCAGUCUUCUGCUUAGAAGGAAACCUGAGAAAAGGAAAACUCGGUGUGCUAGGACGAAGAGCGAGCAGACCGACGCCACCGCCGCUGAGGAUGAUUCGGAAAGGGAGGAACCGGAGCUGGAUGACAACGAUCUGUGCGCCAUAUGUUACGAGAUUUUGAUCGACCCGCACAAGGUGGUGCCCUGCACGCACACCUUCUGUAAAGUCUGUCUGGGGCGGCUGCAGCUACACGUAAGGUCGGCGACCACCCCUUGCCCCAUGUGCCGCGCCACCAUCAGCCACUGUGUGUUUGAGAAAGAACUGACUAGUGCUCUCAAAAUGAAGUACCCUCAGAAAUACAGUGAUCGACUGGCAAUAAUCACACCACUGUACAAAUGUCAGCUUAGAUUGCCUAAUGCGACCAGACGAGAGACAAAUUUCUCGCCACACAGAGGUGUACGGAGAGUUGCUGUCCCGUUGAGAAGACCGCCAGAUUUUGCUUUCUUGUUUGAUGACAGCAUUAUGGGCUUAGUGUUUAGUUUUGUUUGUAUCUUUACUUUCUGUAUUUUUAUUUCUCUCUUGAUGAUGAUUUUUCACCCGUGAAAAGUUUUUUUACCUUCAUUUGUUGCACACUUGACUUAGGUGUUAGUUUGCAUUUUGAUCUGCAAUCACAUUUGCAGGGAUUUGUAUUCUCAGGCGGUUUUUACUUUCUCAUAGGAUCUUUUCCUGGUUCUUUUUGUUGUUUGCAUAUUUUUUUUUAUUGGUUCGAAUUGAAUCAUGAGUACCGUAUGUGUUCUGCCUAAAGCCUUAUAUGUGUACGUGUAUAUAUAUAUAUAAUAUCUUGCUAUAGCUUUUUGUCACCCUGUGUCUUUUUGUUGUGUGACACUGCCUUUCCCAAGCACACAAUGUCAGGCCCAUGACGCGAUUCAAACCCUCAACUUUCCGGUUGUGAGCGCGAGCACAGCAGCCCAAUCUUCAGUUGGUUGUAUGUAGCUUAUAUAGCGGGCGCUAAUGUUCUUUUGGUUUGUGUUUCCUUCACAGAACUGACCAGUUCUCUCAAAACGAAGUACCCUAAGACAUACAGUGACCGUCUGGCCAUAGUCAACCCACUGUACAAAUGUCGGCUUAGAUUGCCUAAUGCGACCAGACAAAUGACAACUUUCUCGCCACACAGAGGCAGACAAAGAGAUGCUCUUCGAUUGAGAAGAGCGCCAGAUUUUCCUUUCUUGAUUGAUGACAGUAUUAUGGGUGUAGUGUUGAGUUUGGUUCCUGUCUUUGCUUGUUCUAUUUUUAUUUCUCUCUUGGUGUUUUUUCAGCCGUGAAAAGCUUUUUUACCUUCCUUUGUCGCACACUUGACUUACAUGUUUGCAUUUUGAUCUGCAAGCACAUUUCCAGGGAUUUGUAUUCUCAGACAAUUUUUACUUGCCCGUAGGAUCUUUUCCUGGAUGUUUUUGUUUGCAAUUUUUUGGGUUUUUUUCAUUGGUUUGAAUUUAAUCAUGAGUACCAUAUGUGUUCUGCUUAAAGCCACAUGUGUUCUGCCUAAAGCCAUAUAUAUAUGUGUAAGUUUACGUAUAACUUACUAUUGCUUGUCGUCACCCUGUGUCUUUUUAUUGUGUGAUGCUGCUGACACACACUGCCUUUCCUACGCACACAACGUUGGUCUCUUGACAUGAGAGGAUUCAAACCCUCAACUUUCCGGUUGUGAGCGCGAGCACAAAAGCCCAAUCUUCAGUUGGUUGUAUGUAGCUUAUAUAGCGGGCGCUAAUGUUCUUUUGGUUUGUGUUUCCUUCACAGAACUGACCAGUUCUCUCAAAACGAAGUACCCUAAGACAUACAGCGAUCGUCUGGCAAUUGUAACACCACUGUACAAAUGUCGGCUUCGAUUGCCAAAUGCGACCAGGCAAAAGACAAAUUUCUCACUGCGCAGAGGUCGAGGCAGAGCUGGUGUCCGUCUACCAAGGCGCCCUGCUUUUGAUUUCCUGAACAGUGAUAAUAUUUUAAGGAUAGUGGUUUGUCUAUUUUGGGUCUUACUUCUUUGUAUUCUCGUUUUUCGUAGAACUGUUUCUUCCGUGAAAGACUUUUUUAUGUUCUUUUGUCGCAAACUUAGACUUUGAUAUCCACAUUUUGAUCUGUAAUCACAUUUACAGCGACUUGUAUUCAACUCUCAGACUUUUUGUGGUUGUUUGCUGGACCUUUCCCUGCGUUUCUGCUGUUUACAUUUUAUUUAAUGGUUUGAAUUUAACUAUCGUGAGUUUGCAUUCUACUGAAAGCCUGUCAUCAUCAGAUUCAUCAUCAUUGCCUUUCUCACCCUGGAUCAGGAUAUAGGCCACGAACAAACACUUUCCACCUUUCCCUUCUAUCUGGGCUAGACACUUGGUGUUAUUCCACGUCUUCCCACUUUUCUGUACAUCAGCUUGUGUGACUCUUCUCCAGGUUCCACGUGGUCUUCCCCUUGAUGUUUUACUUUGUGGGUUCCAGUCACUUAAAGCCUUUGUAUACGUGUAUACAAGAUGUGGGUGGUUGGCAGGUGCUCUGGUGUGGUUUGCUUCUUCUUUCCUAUCAAACAACUAUUGUCUUUAUCUUUCCUUCUUCUUUUUUAUGUUUGUUACUCUCUUGGAACACCUCUAAUCUUCUGGCGCUCUUAUGACCUUCUGCGGUUGCGAGCGCCGUAAAACCUCUACUAAAACUAAGUGUAUAGACUCUAGCACAUGACGUACAGAAUUUGACAAAAUUUGGUAAAUACCUAAAAAUCGAACUUGUUUGUUUUUUAAGGUUGCGAGUCGCAUCACAGUCGUAUUGCGGCAAAAUGGUACCUUUUGUGACACACGCACACACACCCCUCUAUUCCAAGGAGAAAAGUCUGGCUGGCCGUGCCACAAUUCAACUGUAGUUUGUGUUGUUUUGCCAAUGUGCACUGUGUAUACCGUGUUCCUGAUCUUCUUAUUUCUGAUCAUGUCAUAUUUCAUCUUGUCCUACUGAUGGCUUUCACUUUUCUCGGUCCUUGCAUCUCGGGGACAUUCAUCAUCUUGUUUUCCAGAAUUAAAAAAAUUUUUUUUACGAGCUUUACGGCACUUGCAAUACAAUAAGGUCAUAUAAGUGCU
Molecule: messenger RNA, 3800 nt
Organism: Aplysia californica (California sea hare)
Lineage: Eukaryota; Metazoa; Mollusca; Gastropoda; Aplysiida; Aplysiidae
Product: LON peptidase N-terminal domain and RING finger protein 3
Exons: 6
Coding region: 262-1302 (346 amino acids)
Biological process (GO): serotonin metabolic process; positive regulation of proteasomal ubiquitin-dependent protein catabolic process; norepinephrine metabolic process
Cellular component (GO): endoplasmic reticulum membrane
Molecular function (GO): ubiquitin protein ligase activity; metal ion binding; ubiquitin conjugating enzyme binding
Source: RefSeq, a predicted model, not a curated record